Messenger RNA from Aspergillus aculeatinus CBS 121060, 650 nucleotides. It is a transcript of the gene cbfA, whose product is annotated as putative CBF/NF-Y family transcription factor. NCBI's taxonomy places the organism in Eukaryota, Fungi, Ascomycota, Eurotiomycetes, Eurotiales, Aspergillaceae. The record is from RefSeq and is a predicted model, not a curated record. The transcript has 2 exons. Gene Ontology annotation, molecular function: protein heterodimerization activity. The annotation marks the transcript as partial.
CCCAUUCGCGACGCGUCAUUUUCACGUUGACUGAGUCGGGUCACAAAUUUCUCUAUCCAGCAUCACCUGUUGCACUGUUCUUUUCGAAAAGAGAAACCUCCAAAACCUGAACCCAUCGACCCGCGCACCCUCCGAGACCCCAGAAUUUUUGACCGCCGUGCGAAAGGAAGGGGAAUCGUCGGCCACUGGGCAUCAAGAAGCCUUCGACGAAAGACUCGAUCGCGAACAAACCCUCACUCCCAACCCCAACCCAGUUGCCCCCCCCCCAAAAAAGAGAUAUAUAAAACACCAUGGCUCGCAAAUCCACCUCCAACACGACAGCAGCAGCAGCAGCAGCGACAGAGCCCCCCUCACCCACGACGCAAUCCCCACCCUCCCACCCAUCCUCCUCCUCCCCUCAACCCGACACCACAGCGACAGCGACAGCAGCGACAGCAGCAGCAGCAACACCCAAACCCAGCGGCAGCGGAGGAACCGUCGAAGCCACCGAACAGCAACUGAAAGCCCGCGCAGAAGCAGGCGUAGGCAUUGAGAAGGACUACCUCCUCCCACGCACCCUCACAAUCCGCCUCGCCAAAUCCGUCCUCCCGCCCAACACCUCCCUCCAAAAGGACGCGGUAUUAGCCCUCCAGAAGGCGGCGACGGUGUUU